AUGUCGGUGGCAUCGCUAGUUCCUGCGAACAGCCAGAGAAGCAGAGCGACGGCUGUGAAGUCUUUCGAAGACUUCCUUGCGAAGAAGGAGGUGACGCUCACAGAAGUGCAUGAUCGUAUUUCUAAGGACAGCACAGAUAUAAAGACUAUCAUCUCGGCUCUCUACAUGCACGCUUCCGCCAACUCCGACUACCUGGAUGCGGCGCUAGUGGCGUUGGUGUGGUACCUCUACGGUCGUGGUUCUGAGGCUGAGCAAUUGGAGAAAGCGCAGCUGUGUGUAUACCCCGGCGGUAUGAUAUUUCUCCGCUUUAAGCGUGUGAAGACUGCUUCGCAACAGGGAAUCUCCCUGUUUAAGGAUCCUAACGAUCCCUUCACGUGCCCGUUACACGUGCUAGCUGUCGCUCUCGCCCUUCAACCCGCUCCAGGAACUCGCAUCUUCCCGCAAUUUGCUGCCGUACCUGCGCUGUCCGCGUCCUACGACCAAGACGACGAUGGCGAGCUGGGGCUGAUUGCGCAGCUAGACCGCGAGCUUGCGGAAGCACCUACAUGCAAGACUCCACAGCCACGUCGAGCCAACUCGGCCCCUGGUGCCCAAGCUUAUAUCAAUAGACUAUUAGUCACGGUUAGUGGACUGCCAGCAGCAAAGGAGAGUGGACUCACGAAGGGACUUACCUCGCACUCCUUCAGAAGAGGUGGGGCCAUGCACGCCAACGCCGACAGUCGCAUUAGCCCGAACUGGGUUGUUGAACGCGGGGGCUGGAAUAUGUCGCGCGUGAGCAAGGCGUUUUCCUACAUGCUGAACACAACACACGAAGAUCAACAAGUUGCGCGCCAAUUGAGCGGGUGGAACCCGCAAGCGGGCGCCCGACUUCCAGACCUUAUCGCCCUGGACGGAGCCGUCCGAGCGCGCGUGGAGAAGCUGCAGGAUCUCCUCUUCGCUGCUGUCACUGGUUUCCCGACAGUGUCUUGGAACUUGGAUCCUCAGGUGCUCGAAGUGUUGAUGGCGACCUUGAUCCUUCACUUCCCCGAGAUGGAACGCCAUCGCUUGGAUAACCCGUACGUCCGUCGCAUUCAUGAAGCCCUUGGUGUCCUCAACAUACAGGCCUCCGAGCUGUUGGCAUGCUCGAUCACCCUCCGAGCUGCAUUCAAUCCACCUGCAGAAGAGAAACAAGAAACAGCGGCCGAGUCCUCUCAAAACAUGAUCCGUGUUCUCGAAAAGCUGUCGCAGUAG
Phytophthora sojae is the source of this 1230-nucleotide messenger RNA. RefSeq lists its product as hypothetical. The coding region runs from base 1 to 1230 and encodes 409 amino acids. The transcript is spliced from 3 exons. Lineage: Eukaryota; Oomycota; Peronosporomycetes; Peronosporales; Peronosporaceae. Gene Ontology annotation, biological process: DNA integration; DNA recombination. Gene Ontology annotation, molecular function: DNA binding. The record is from RefSeq and is a predicted model, not a curated record.